GAGAGCCGCGCUGCCCCCGCCUGGCCUGGCCGCGAUGCCUGCUUCCCCGCCGCCUUCGCCUUCGCCUUCGCCUUCGCCUUCCCCCGCGAAGGCGGAGCGGCGCCGCUGGACCCUGGAGCGCUUCUCGGUCCUCUCCAAGAAAGGCAGCCUCAAGCCCUCGGCGCUGGAGCUGGCCGAGAACGCCCCCGACGCCCGCUACGCGCCUUUCUCGCUCUCGGCGCCCGGCCCCCCGGCCCCGCGCAGCCCGCCUGGCGGAGGAGGAGGAGGAUCAGGCGAAGAGGAGGCGGUGGCGGCGCGGGUGGUGAUGAGCGCCGACUUCCCGCGCCCCUCGGUCAACCUGGACCCGCGCGUCUCCAUCUACAGCGCCCGGCGCCCGCUCCUCAGCCGCAGCCACAUCCAAGGACGGGUCUACAACUUCCUCGAGAGACCCACCGGGUGGAAGUGCUUCGUCUACCACUUCACCGUCUUCCUCAUAGUGCUGGUCUGCCUUAUAUUCAGUGUGCUUUCCACGAUCGAUCAAUAUGCAGCUCUCGCCACAGGGACAUUAUUUUGGAUGGAAAUUGUAUUAGUGGUGUUUUUUGGAACGGAAUAUGUGGUUCGAUUGUGGUCUUCGGGUUGCCGCAGUAAAUAUGUUGGUAUAUGGGGAAGGCUUCGCUUUGCUAGAAAGCCAAUAUCUAUCAUUGAUCUAAUUGUAGUCGUUGCUUCGAUGAUAGUGCUUUGUGUGGGUUCUAAAGGUCAAGUUUUUGCCACCUCUGCUAUCAGAGGCAUUCGGUUUCUUCAGAUCCUGCGUAUGCUUCACGUAGACCGACAAGGUGGCACAUGGCGAUUGCUGGGAUCAGUAGUUUUCAUACAUAGACAGGAACUGAUAACCACUCUGUACAUUGGAUUUCUAGGCCUGAUUUUUUCUUCUUACUUUGUGUACUUGGCUGAAAAAGAUGCUGUGAAUGAUUCAGGAAACCAUGAAUUUAGCAGCUAUGCAGACGCUCUUUGGUGGGGAGUAGUGACUGUUACAACCAUUGGAUAUGGAGACAAAGUGCCUCAGACAUGGAUAGGGAAAACCAUUGCCUCUUGCUUUUCUGUAUUUGCAAUUUCAUUCUUUGCCUUGCCUGCGGGAAUUCUUGGUUCUGGAUUUGCUCUGAAAGUGCAACAGAAACAACGACAAAAGCAUUUCAACAGACAAAUUCCAGCAGCUGCGUCUCUCAUUCAGACUGCCUGGAGGUGCUAUGCAUCAGAAAACCCAGACUCUUCUACCUGGAAAAUAUACAUUAAGAAGCCUUCCAGAAAUUAUCAUUUGAUGUCUCCUAGUCCCAAGCCAAAGAAAACGGGGAUAGUUUCGGUGAAAAAGAAGAAAUUUAAGACAGAAAAAGACAAUGGAUCAACAUCUCCUGAUAAAAUCUUACCUGUUCCACAAAUCACAUUUGACCAUGCAGUGGAUGAUAGGAAAUCUGACAACUUUCACUUGGAUCCCUAUGAUAAUUCUGGACAAAAAGGAAUGUUUAAAUGUUUUGUUCGACAGCAUUCCUGGUCCUCCUUUUCUGCAGAGCAGCCUUCUCCCAGUUCUCCCCCUUCUCCAGUGAAAAGGAACUCUCCAUUUUUAGAUGUAAACACGGGACCAUUCAUUAGGACUAAUAGCUUUGCUGAUGAACUUGACCUCGAGGGUGAAACAUUGCUGACUCCAAUAACACACAUCUCACACUUGCGAGAACAUCACCGUUCUGCCAUUAAGGUGAUACGUCGAAUGCAGUAUUUUGUGGCAAAGAAGAAAUUUCAGCAAGCUAGAAAGCCUUAUGAUGUACGAGAUGUCAUAGAACAAUAUUCUCAGGGUCAUCUGAAUUUAAUGGUGCGAAUAAAAGAGCUUCAAAGAAGGUUGGACCAGUCUAUAGGAAAGCCAUCACUAUUUAUUUCUGUCUCAGAAAAAAACAAAGACAGGGGGAAUAAUACAAUUGGUGCCCGUCUGAACAGAGUUGAAGACAAGGUUGUUCAAAUGGACCAGAAGCUGAACCGCAUCACAGACCUCCUGCAUCACCUAGUUGCCGCCCAACAAGGCAGCCAAGGCAGCAACAAAUCAUCUCACAGGAAUGAUGUUAAUCCUGAACUCUUUCUCUCGAGUAACACGCUCCCUACUUAUGAACAGUUGACUGUCCCAAGGGGAAUACCUGAUGAUAUUUCCUGAUGAAGCGUUCCUUUCUUUUUAAUUGACACUGGAUCUCAUGAAUCUUGAUGAGGGUUGGGGAGAAAUUUGAGCUCAUAAUCAGCCAUACAAAGAAUUAAACAGGUCUGCUAAACCAAUGUUACUAACCUCAGAUGUAUUCUUUUUCCAAAGACAAUGAUCCAGAUGACCACAAAAACCUUAAAGCCUGCACUCUGGUGUUGUUUUUCUUGUUGUUUAUUAAUGUGGUACACUCAUAAGCUCUGUUUUUCCCUGUGUGAAUAAGUUUUUAUCUUACUGCAAUUUGUCACUACACAGUAAGACCAGAAAUGAUGAAGAUUAUGAUGGUGUAGUUAAAAUAUCAGCCAGCUUCUAUGCCCAGUUUAUAACAUCUGCUGCUGCGGGCAAAUCUCUGAAGUUCUGUACAAACUCGUUUGAAAUGGUUUCAUAACAUGGCAGCAAUUCUGCCAAUAUAUUUGCACCCUAUGUUUCUUCAGUGAUCUUGAUACUUGAACUUAGAUGGCCAUGUGUAUAUUCUGUUUAUGACUCUGCUGAUGGCAAUAGAGAUCUACUAUAGAACUAGAUUCCUGAAGGAAAAUAAUACAUUGUGAAAACAUACCACUGCUAUUCUAGAAAAUGGCAGAAGCAUUGAAUAAUACCCCACUCUGCCCCUCUGCUUAUUUUUUAGCCUGUUACAUUAAUCUAGUGAAUGCAGGGUCAAUGUUUUUUUUUAAAAAAAAACUGUUUUUCUUCAAGGAAGAACUGUUGCUUUAGGCUACAACAGCAAUGUUUGUGAAACAAAGCAAUGUAAAUUUCCUUUUGUAUGGUAUCGUGAUUUCAUGGGGACACUAAAAUAUUGUGACAGAAAAUGUAGGGUUUUUUUAGUCGUACAGCUGCCAAAUUAUUUAUACAUAGUAUUUAUCACAACCACCUGUGUGUGUGUUUGUCCUGAAAGAGAUUUCAAAUCAGUUGCUUUUUAUACUGAGAUAAGUCUAGUUUAUUUCUCAGUGCACUGUAAUAAACACAAGUCUAGCUUAACUGGAUCUUAUUGGGUAAGGGCUUGAAACUGCUACUUGCGGGAAAUACUUUCAGUAGCUUUAGUCAUGGGGGACUUCCAGCCAAAUGCACAUUUAUUUCCUUGUUGGCUGGCUCACCUCUACAUUAUGUUCCAAAAGGGAAUGGGUGGAUCUUCCUCAUGGUAAGAUGCACAAACCUUUCGAUCUGUUUAGCUGUACAAAAAAGCCCUGCUUGUUAGGUGUAGAAGUACCUUUCUCUUUACUUAACUAAUCACCUCUAAGGGCUGGUUUUGCUAUACACAUCAGGGAAUUGAAGGAAUGGGUCACCUGUUCAUCUUCAGGUCCUGCUGUGUAAAUAUAAAAAAUCCAUCAGAUUGUGACCAGAAGGGCUGCCUAUGCCUAUGCCCCUUGUGGAAUGUGGCUUCUGGGGGAAUUUGUUUUGUUUGUGUCUUUCAAACAAAAUUUCUAGCUGCCCUGGAAAAUCAGCUUGAAAGUGUAUAAUCUGCCCUUGUAGAAAAUUGGUGGCAGUUGUAGGAUGGCUCUGUUACCCCACUUUAUCUCAAAGGUAAUCCUUUCAAUGAAAUAGACAUAUAUAUUUAGCUGUGAGUCAUGAGGGAAUGCCUAUAUCAGUUUCAAAGCACCUCUGAGAAAUUAGAGGGAACUGGAGAAAUGGGAAGAAGGCCCUCAGAGCUAUGUGAGUUUACACUGACUUCUAGAAAUAUCUGUGUUUUUAUACAAUCAUUCACAAUAUUUAUAUAAUUCUUCUUAAUAAGCACAAACUGAAAUCCUGGUCUUUCUAUUUUAUUUUCAUUUCAGGGUAGUGAAUAUAACAGUUAAAUAUGUGUUAGCAUAUUUGCGUGCACAAGGAACUGAUCUAACAUAUGACCUGUGUCUGAGAAUACAAGCACACCAUGAUAUUCUUAGUAAUCCAGAAAAAAUGGCAACAUGGAAUACCUCUUACCAUUCAGCCUAUCUACUGUAUAUACUCAUGUAUAUAUAUUUUUUUUACAAAAAAUCAAAACAAAAAACCUGGGUCAAUUUGCAAAUGGGUCAAUUCUUGAAUAGAGACCCAGCAUGAAGACACCAUCUUCACCAUUUUUCCGUGCGAGUGGCAUAAGGACUCACUACAUAAGCCUCUCUGCAGAGAGACUGCAGCAGGCAUGUAUAAUAAUCCUCUAUUUAAAAUGGUUUUGCAGAGGUUUAUGCUGUAAACAUUUUUCAGGCUACUCCAAAUUGCCGCUGAUUAUUACUCAGGUGAAAAAAGAAUGGAGGGGAAAGAGAAAGGCCUUCCUUUAUUUUUCCAGUAUAGAUAAGGGAACUAACUGUGUUUCUAUGGCUGUAGAUCAUCUGUACAAAUACACUUUGUGAUCAGUAAAGCAGUUUACACCCUCUCUGUUGUAAAGAGAUCUUCUCCUCUUUAGCUCUUCUUAUAUGUGUUCCCUCUAUACAUUUCUAAAAGGAGAGGAAAAGAUUGCAUGCCCCCAAAUUCAUCCCCCAAAUCUGUCCUUGACUUCUCCAUGAGGUCAGCUUAGACAUGAGUAUACAUGAUGGCCUCCUUGAAUAUAUCAACUGAAUGGAAUGGUUUGGAUGGGGAAGGUGUACAACCUUUUCCUUUUCCCUAUUGAUGACUGUGAUUAUUCUGUUUUCUUGGCAUGCAUGAUUACAAUUCCUUUCUUCAGGAGUAGAUUCCAUGCAAUUAACAGAAACACCAUGUUAUUGAAAAAUUCUACCUCCCGGUCCAGUGUUGUUAUGGCCCAGCAUGUCAUUUCCCAGUUACAUGCAUGACCAACACGCCUGUAUGGAGAGAUCCACUGUCUGAAUGACUUGCUGACUUUGCCAGCCAGGAGACAGGUACUUCCAGAUUGUACUCAUGCCAGUGGCCUCAGCAUCAAUCAGGACAAAGACUCUGCAAUACAUCCUACUAAACAGCAUUUCUUCCAUUGUGUUGUAGAAGAAGGAACAGGCAGUCCUCUCUGUGAGAACUACUUCACAUACAGUAGCUAGUACACAGAGUGCUCAGUGUGCAUCAAUGCCCUUCGAAGUGUGAUGCAGCUUUUGCUUUUUCAUCUUCCAAUGCCUAUAAUGGAGGUGCAGUUGAGAAAAAAAAAGAAUUUCAUGUUAUUUUAGAUGUCCUCGUUCUAGCCCUGUCAUUAGAUCGCAUGAGGAAAGUACCUCAGGUGGCAAAUAUUUUUCAUGGGUUUUCCUCUGUUCCCCUCUCUUACAAUUCAGAGAUAUAUAUGCCACCUACUCUGUUCCAGGGCCCUUAAACUUGAUGCUACCUCAGGUAGGGUGGAAGACACAUUCUUAUUGUUAGCAUUUCCAACAUUUAGCUAUAAUUUCAGCCCAUUUCAACAGACUUGGCAUGGAGUACAUUCUUCUUUGUUGCAAUUUAACUUAGGAUGACCCUGCAUGGGUCACUGUGGCAUUUUGGUUCAUUUGAUGCUGAUGAUGAUGAUGAUGAUGAUAUUUCAUACCCCUUUCAUGUUUUAAUCAGUCAAUCUAUCCUUUAGAAAUAAUCCUGAUAGGCCUACCAGAAACUUUUGGAUUUAGAUACUGUUUUAAAGGCAAACAUCAUAUCCAGUUGACAAAUCCCCUGUGGCAGAUCAUUCCACAAAUAGUCGCUGGAGAAAAUGUCCUCUGGAUAAAUUAACCUAAUUUCGAUUGAAUGAAGUAGAUGUCCCUCAAAACAUCUGAUUGUACAGAGUGGAACAUCUGAGCGUACAGAAUGGAGAAGCCAACCCCAUACAUAACCUGGACUCAAACCAUAUAGCGUGUAGAGGUAACACUUUGUAUUUUGCCCAGUGCAUAGUAUAAAUUUAAUGUGUAAAGGAGCCCCUAAGGGAGGAGUACCAUGGAAAAUUCAUUGCCCAGUGGAGACCCAACUAAUAUGAAAAACAUUGAAAUAAGUAUUACACAGAAACUUAUAGCAGCAAAGUUCCACCACUAUAUUUUGAAAAACGCUUUCCAAAAUCAAGUCUGACAAAUAUAACUCUAGCAGGAAAAGAUGUCAUAAAGGUUUUGGCUGAAUCCUAUUAUCCAUUUUCCAAUCAUUUCUGUGUGCUUUGACUAAGACCUGAAAAUCUAGCAUUAUCUGUUGAUCUGUAUCUGCUUGGUUCACUCUAAAUUGACAUAUCCUCAUGUUUUGCCUUCAGUAACACAAUUUCUUUAUUAUAAUAAUAAUUAUUAUUUAUUUAUUUAUUUAUAUACUGCUCUAUCUCCCCUGGGGGACUCAGGGCAGUUUCCAAAUUGUAAAAACACAAACCCAUACAGAGUAAGCAAAAAAAACCAGAACAAAACAGAACAAUACAAUACAAAAGCAUACAAUAGUCAAACAACACGUGUACAAUAAAACCAAUCGACCUUAUGCUUCGUUCCAGGAUUAACUAUUAGGGCCAGAAUUUCAGAAAGGACCUAGGCAGUUUGGGAUGGCUGGGCUAGAGGUAGUGCCAAGUAAGCCAUAGGGGGUCAAGGAAAUGGGUAAAGCACAGUAACCAAACUCAAACAGUAGUACCAAUGGGGCCUGUAGAUGCUCAUUUCCUAAACCAAUUGAGAAACUGACCAGGGUAAAAGGUAGGGGUAAAGGGCCAGAUUCUAACUAGUGGUCAGGGGGCUGAAGCUCAUUCUCAAAGACCUGGUGAAACCACCAAGCCUUCAAGCUCUUACAAAAAGAGGAGAGGGAUGGGCCUGUCGUAUUUCCCUGGAGAGGGUGUUCCAGAGGCGGGGGGCCACAACCAAGAAGGCCUUCUUUUGUCCAUCCUGGACAAUUUCAUUUAAAGAAUGCGCUGUCUGAACCUUCUCUGUGUUUGUCCUGAAAGAGCUUUCAAAUCAGUUGAUUUUAUACUGAGAUAAAUUUAGUUUAUUUCUCAAUGUACUAUAAUGAGUACAGGUCUGGAUUAACUGAGAUGCUAGACUUUCUAAAAUAUUGUGCAGCUCUCUCUUUCCUUUAUGUGAAAAUGAAUAUUAAACUAUGGCACUAAAAUGGCACUCCCAACCAACUUCUGUUUCAAAACUCAUAAAAUCAGAGUCCGUAAAAAUCAUCAAAAUCAUGAUGGCAGUGGUGAAAGAGAUGAUAAUAUUAUGACAAAAUAGUGGGAACGAGUAAGAAGAAAAGAGAAAGUUAUACAUUUUAUAUAUCUUUCUAUCAGACUUUUGCUUUUUCAUAUUUCACUCAUAUUUUUCUUCUAGGAAUAACUAAACUAUCUAAAUUAAGGUGUCUUUCUGUUGUUUAUUUUUUUUAAAAAAUCAUAUCCCGAGACUUCAGAUGUCCAAGGCCUUGUUUGUUUUGAAUAUUUGCAAAAUAAAGAAAUUGUAAAAUAAAAUGUAUCAGAUAAAGUAAAUAAAGCAAGUUCUUGACUUUUCAGUUCCAUGUAUUGUAAUAGGACUGAAUGCUAAACAUGCCGAUGCAAAGUGAAGGAAUCAUAACUGCAUAAUACUGUUCUUUAGUUUUGAAAAAAAAAGUCCUGAAAUGGCACCAGAAUUGACAGUCUGGUUUUAAGGUAUACGAUUGUGAAUUCACAAGAUCUGACUUAUAAUGUGAUCUCACAGGCGCAAAAGAAAGCGUCCUGAAGAGUGGGGGCCCAUUUUACCCCAGCAAGGUCUCUUCAGGCAUAACUAGCCAUCCCCUGAAGUUUCCCUGUCUUCAUCUGGCUUUCAUUCACUUCCUGCUACUUUAGUCAAUCAGAAGUCUGUGAACACCUGACUCCUAAAAAUUGAAUCUUCUUAUGGUCUUUGCAUGCUGCCAAGAUGGAUUCCUCUGUGGGACUCCACUUUGCCAGCAUACAAAGACUGUAGAAAAAUGGGUGAAAGUUAAGGUGAGAAACAUCCCUAAACCAAGUGGUUUUAUUCACUGCCUCAAAGGUAAGAUCCAAAGUGUAACUUCUACAUUUAUGAAGUAACAGGAAUUGCAAUCUUGUUUGAUGUUCUUUCUGUGUGUUCCCAAAUGGUUACCAAGAGUGGCCAACUAGAUACUUCUGUAAAAGUCACAAUCAUACAAACACACACAAGUAUAUUUAUAGGUAUCAAUAGAGCUGUCUUCCAUUAAUUUGUCUAAUCCCCUUCUCAAACCUUACACACUGGUGGUCAACACCACAUCUUUGGCCAGAACAAAACCCUUAUUUGUUUGUUCACAUCUUAAUUCAUAACUUAGUUCCAAAGCCAAAUAUGGGGUUCGACUAGCCAUCAGUAGUCCACCCAGUUCCUCCUGUGCAUUGGGCAAAAUCAGUACAUUUCAGUGAUGCCUGCGUAGGAAACUUUGAAGUGUAUUAAAACUGCCUUAGUGGCAUGCAGAAUCCACUGCCAGAAACAACAUCUCAUAUUGAUUCACGGUUGCCUCAUUGGUACACAACAGAUAUAUGUGUAGCAUGAACUUUCUAGGAAUUUAAGAAUUUUGUUUUUCUUUUCUAGAUAAGAAAACACUUCUUCAAACAUCUCUAAAAGAAUUGUAGCAUUUGUUUAGAAUUACUCACUUUUCCUGUGUACAGUAGACACAUUUUAAAGGGUGGAGACACUUUUUAAAAACUCUUUAAGUGGAAAUUACUCUGUGGCAUUAUAUUUUAUAAGAAAUCAAAAGCGACAAACUGUUCUGAUUUUGAAUCUGCUUUUAAAAUGAUGUUCACUAUUGUAAUUUGAGAUUGUUAAUUUCCUAAUAAAAUAUAGAACAAGAA
Anolis sagrei ordinatus is the source of this 8828-nucleotide messenger RNA. RefSeq names its product potassium voltage-gated channel subfamily Q member 1 (gene KCNQ1). Gene Ontology annotation, biological process: potassium ion transmembrane transport. Gene Ontology annotation, molecular function: voltage-gated potassium channel activity. The record is from RefSeq and is a predicted model, not a curated record. NCBI's taxonomy places the organism in Eukaryota, Metazoa, Chordata, Lepidosauria, Squamata, Anolidae. Gene Ontology annotation, cellular component: membrane; voltage-gated potassium channel complex.